UUGAAAAGCGCGAACAGUGAUCGUUGACGUGCAAACGUCAUAAAUUCAAAAUUUUAAAUGAUCGAGUGGUGGUCCUGAGUGGUCCAAACCCGGUCUGAUCCGGCGGUGGGAAUCGUGAACUUUUCGUGCGUAACUUGCCUCAGCGGACGUCAGUUUUGGAUCAAUCCAACGCGGGUCGGGGACAGACUCAACGAUCGGGAAAUCGCUGCGAGAAAAUUCAUCAGAGAGUGAACAAUUUCAAUAACGCGGAUGUCCUACAUUAUCAGUUCGGAACUAGCCAAAAGGGAAGCAAAAGCAAAACUUGUCAAUGGAAUCCACCAUCGCGCUAUAGAUAUUCCCAACAUGGCGAUUGCUUGAUUGUGCACAGGUAUUUUGAGUCUACCAAAAACAGAUGGCCCAAUCGACAGGAAAACAAAGUGAGAGAAAGAUAGCGUGGCGAAAGAGGGUGAGCAAAGUCUGACUGAAGGAGACGAAAGUUUUAUUUUUUUUUAUUUUCAACCACUUUCUGUCCAGCACACGUGGAUUAGCUUUUUUGAAAAAUCGAUUGAAAAAUUGAGAGAUUCAGUGGAAAUGCUCUUGGCCAAAGUUCUUGUUGAGAAGGCACUUUGCUAGAGCAGUAGACUGAGUUGUGUCGUUGGUUCUUCAAUUGAGAAAAAAAGACUGAUCGCAGACUCGCAGAUCAGAUUUUACCUAUUUAUUUUGACUAUGUAUCACACCACGUACUCACCUCACACAAUGGUGCAGAUUAUGGGUGGCCAGGGUGGCCAGCAAGCAGGCGGACAAUGUUUGCCUGCACAGAAUCACACGGCAUAUUAUAAUGGUGCAAGUCCCUUGCAUCAAACGGAAUAUACUCAGUACGUUCCUGAUGCUUCUAAUCAUAACAGGCAUCCUGUUAUGCAGGCCGCUUCCCUCCAAACUGGAUGCUACCCAAUCGAAUUGAUUCAACUAAUGGGUGUGAACGUACAAGAAAUUCGUCGUGUAAACUACAGUAAUAUGCAUGGAAAUGGCACGUCGAAUAAUAGCUGGGCAAAACGAAUGAGCCCGACACAAAAUGUGCCCACAAUGCCCCCCCCAUCCCAAGUGAAUUUUCGACCAGCGAGCACAGGAUCCGUGAAAAAGUCGAAUUACAAUAAAGCGGGAAAGAGAAACGCGAACCGAGAAUCAUUUUCACCAAAAGAAGCUUACAACAGCGACAGUGGAUUCAGUUCUCGGUCGCCGACGCCAAACAAGCACCAGAAUGAUAGUCUGACGGAAAGUUCGGACGAGAGGGAUUCUAUUAAUUCUCAGGGAGAGCAGGGAACUAAUUUUUUCGAAUUUUGCAGACGUCUGCAGGAGGUCCAUCCCAAUGUCCACCAUAUGCAUAAUUCUAGUAGUAUUAAUCGUGGAGGUCUUAUCUCGAGCACUACUGUCCACCAAUUUUACCAAAGCCAGCGACCUGUCAACUGUUAUCACAGUCCUAUUCAGGGACCUAGAGCGCCAGUACAAAACUACCAAAACAAAAGAAGAUAUCACUCUGGGAGGAAUAGUCCGCCUCAACAGAGGAUGCAAAGGAAUAGAAAUAAGUUCUCUCAAAUAAUAGCACCGACUUACUUUUAUCCGCGAUACAUAAUGGCACCAGAUCGGUUUUUAGAGAGGUCUCACCUCGUCGAAGUCACCCAAAGGCCGGACAACUUACUGACGAACUCGAUUUUUGACGGCCUGUCCGAGGACAUGUGGGAAAAGUUCGUCUCGAAUCAGCAGACGGAAAAGACCUACAUCAACAAGAUGAUGCUCUGGAAAUACUUGUUUAUUUCUAUAAAGUUUAUAUUUCAGAAUGAAUUUCCAAAGUAUGGCUUGUUCCUGGUGGGUUCGACGAUGAAUGGGUUUGGAUCAAAUCGCAGCGAUGUAGAUAUGUGUCUUUUAAUCAAACACACAGAAAUGGACCAAAGAAACGAAGCCAUUUUUCACCUAGACCAAAUUUUAAGAAGUCUGAAAAAGUGCAAUUUUGUAACGAACCUGGAACUUAUCCAAGCCAAAGUACCAAUCCUCAAGUUCCACGAUGUGUUCAACAACAUAGAUAUCGAUCUAAAUUGCAACAAUUCGGUCGGCAUUAGAAAUACGCACUUAAUGUACUGUUAUUCGCAAAUCGACUGGAGAGUGCGACCUCUGGUUCUCGUUGUGAAGCUCUGGGCACAGUGUCAAAACAUUAACAACGCAAAGAACAUGACCAUAUCGAGUUACUCUCUGGCGCUCAUGGUCAUACACUUUUUGCAAUGUGGAACUAUUCCGGCCGUCUUGCCAUGCCUGCAAUCGAUUUUCAAACACAAGUUCGAUCCUCUCUCCGACAUCCACUCGAUCGACAUCCACGAAAACUUGAACAUACCAAUCAAUGUUAUGCCGCCACCCAAUCAUCUGAGUCUCGGUGAACUUUUAGUUCAAUUCUUCAAAUACUACGUCUCCUUCGAUUUUAGCCAGUACGCGAUAUCAGUGAGGCUAGCGAAGAAGGUGCCAAUAGAAGAGUGUCGAUGGGCGCGAUCUUACAAAAACGACCCCCACCAGUGGAAAUUUCUCUGCAUCGAAGAGCCCUUCGAUCAGACGAACACAGCAAGGUCGGUCUACGAUCCGGAAGUGUUUGUGAGGAUCAAGCAGGUCUUCAAGCUGAGUUAUCAGCGACUGACCGAGACCCGUAAGCUCUCAAGCAUUUUCGUGAAACUCGAGGUGAAGUCGAAACCGUCCCUCGCGCCCACGUAACCUCGUGCUCUGACCUAGCACUGAGUAGGCAUUAGUUAGCAUAAUUAUUUAUGUAUUAUGUAUUCCUAAAACGCCUCGCCUCUACUUUCCGGAAAGUGUGCGUGCGUGCGUGCGUUUCUCAAAGUUUUACGACUGAAAUAAUCGAUUAGGGCUCAACUUUGAGAAAAAUCAAUGCAAAAACCACAAAACAAAAAACGAUGCUCGAGCUUCUUUUUCGAGCUUCUUUUCGUCCUCUACUUAAUAUCACAAUCGAGUAGAGAAAUCUCCUUUUUCAAGGAACUGCAAAAAAAAAAAAAACAAAAAAACGAAAAAAUGCCUGCUCUCAAAGAUGAUUGAUUACACCACUCAAAAGAUUCUCGAAUAUCGUUCCGUCAUUUCAUGAUAAUGAUGAUGAACUCGAAAAGAUAGAUGCUCGGGUGAUACUUUACAUGUAUGUACAUAUAUAUAUAUAUAUAUCUCGGGUGAUAUCUCUAAAAUCUGGUGCAAUAGAUUUUCUCCUGCGGCAACGUUAAUCUAGUACAAAGUGUGAGGUAAAUUAAAGGUGCUAUUAGUUUCCAAUGACUAUUUAAUUAUAAUCUCAAAGGGUGUGAACGAGUCGAGGAUAACAGGAUGACGGAAAUAUAUAUAGAUAGAUAGCUAUAAAUAAAUGAAUUAAUAAAUAAAGUAUGAGGAGGAGAAGAAGAAAGAAAGAAAAAAAAAAGAUAGUGCGAGUGAAAAAAAGUUGUGGAGUUGUUUGUUUUUGAGGUGAGAGUGCAAAAUUUUCGGUAUAAUUUUUCUGUUGUUGUUUGUUGUCGUCGUCUUAACGCUCGUGAAUGCUAGUGAAUGUCUGUCCUUCAACGAAAAACGUAACAAGGUGCCUUCUCGUCAUUUCUUUCCACGUCAAGCUAAAACUCCUCAUUUCUAGCUAGAGAAAACAAAAAAUAAUGGUUGAAACAAACAAAAAAAAACACUCAAAAAAUACAAAAGUAAGCUUAAAAAUACUGACAAGACUAUUACCAGAGACUAGAUUAAAAAAAAACGAAAAAAAAAACAAUAUUGAUUAGAGAGUAGCUUCAGUAUUUCAACUGAUGGCAAAUAAAAUAGAGAUCGGUUUAGUCGCUACUACAUCACAUAUCGCUUUGUGAAAAUGAUUGAUUUUUCUCGUUAAUUUCUCCAAGAAAAAGUAUAAUUAACUGUUUUUUAUGUAUAAAUGAGUGUGUAGACAAAUUUUAAUAUCUCGUUAAUCCGUUGAAAAAGAAUAUUUAAUGAUAAUUUUUUAUUUAUCUUUUUUUUUUCAUCCAACUUGCGGCAUUUUUCUUUGCUGUUAAAAUUAAUGAAGAGAGAGAGAAGAAGAUACUCAAUUGAAAUAAAAAUAUAGAGAAAAAAAAAUAUUAAAAAAAGUUUUGCUGAGAGAAACGAAAGCCGUGUACAAAAAAAAAAUGUCAAAAGCGUAUUGUUAAUUAAGUUUUUUUAGUAUUAUUUUCUUUAUAGUGUGAAUAUGACGGAUGUGUAAAAGCGAUUAUAAUUAUUAAUAUUACUGAUGUUGGAUGAGGAGAGAGAGAGAGAGAGAGGGGCCUCUUUAAGAUCCGGCCGCUACUUAUAAUUCUGAAAUUCAGGAAACGUUUUUGUGAUUGUGAGGGAGAAAAUUAAAACUUCGAUCGUGGGUACGCUCGAAUUAUUUAAGAGCCAUUCCCCCCAUGAUAAUGUAUAUUUGCAAACAGAAAAAUAUGAGCCGACACGUUAUUGUUCCCUUUAGCCGGUGCCAAAAAGUAAGUAGAUGCUGCUCAUUUAAUUUUAGCAAAAAGAAAAAAAAAAGAAAAAAAUUAGAGUUGAUCCUACUAAAAAUCAAUAAAGGUCUGCUCGUGCUAUUUGAAAAAAAAAUAAAUAAAAUAGCAGUCUGCACAUUCCUAAAUCUCGAGAAAAAGUGUUUAAAAUAAUAUAUAUAUUUUUGUUUUUUUGAUUGAUUGCAAUAUUUAUAAAUUUGUAUGUAAAUAGGUAUAUAUUAAGUGCGAGUGGAAAUACUUUUUUAUCUCACAUUUCCGCUCACUAGUCCCUUGCUUUUUUUUUUUGUUUUUUUUUUUUUUUGUUUUUGAUGAAUUUAACGUGAUAACAGAGCAUUUAUUGUUAAACAUGAAAUUAAAGAGAAAAUGUGGCUGUGCAGGCAGUGUAAAUGAACUCGAAAAGAUAGAUGCUCGGGUGAUGAUAUCUCGGGUGAGGACGAAAAAAUAAAAUAAAAAUAAAAUUAAAAAAAAAAAGAAACUAAAGUCCAAGGACCUGCGUGAUCGAAGACACUCUUGUGUUUCGCGCUUGGCAUUCUGGUUGACGACUUUAUUUAUCUUUUAUUCGCGUAAUUUAACGAAUCUGAAAUUGCUCAAUUUAAGAGUACGAUGUAGUUUUUGCGCGCGCGGUUAUAUUUAUUUUGUAGUCUUUUCUUCGGUGGAUAAUUCGAUAUUCGAUUUUUGAAAAACAAAUACUCGAAAGACGUCGCAUAUUUCGCGCAGGUCCGAACGACCUGUGAUUUAAUUGAAAAGGUGAAUGUGUGAAAAUUGCAAUUUGAAAAAAGAAAAAAAGAAGACGAAACAACAACAAAAAAAGAAAUAUUGCACAUUUUUGUAGUUUCUUGAAUUGAUAGGUGCUUUCAAUUAAUUUAAACUUUUCGUAUUGAUAUUGAUAUUGUUUUAUAAUUGAUAUAAUUAUUGCUUGAGAAUUUUCCGUUUUAAUUGUAAUUUUUUUUCUCCAUAAAUUUAGAUUGAUUUGAAAUAUUAUUGAGGGAAUAUUUCGAUUGCUUUCAUCCGUUCACCUUUUUAAUUGCGGAUAGUCAUAGUAAAUUGACCCAAGUGCCAAAUCGAUUGUAAGAAGUAUGCGUCUGAGAAAAAAACCAACAUUUAUUAUGUGUAUUUGUGUCUGUAAAGGAAAAUAGAUUGAAACUUAAGUUCCCUAGAAAUCAAAUUCUUGUACAUAAGAUAAUUAAUCAAAACUCUUUGUAACACGCCAACGUACAUUUCAAAUUUAUGGCAAUAUUCAAAGAAAAGAAAAAAAAUGCAAUCAAAAUGGAAAUGCUAAAUUUAUAGGCGAUAAGAGUAUUAUUUAAUAUCCUUUUGUAUCUUUCAUUUUGUUAAAAAUAAAUGCCAUAAAGU
Belonocnema kinseyi is the source of this 5846-nucleotide messenger RNA. Its product is annotated as poly(A) RNA polymerase gld-2 homolog A-like. Gene Ontology annotation, cellular component: cytosol. The transcript has 11 exons. Bases 706 to 2730 code for a protein of 674 amino acids. NCBI's taxonomy places the organism in Eukaryota, Metazoa, Arthropoda, Insecta, Hymenoptera, Cynipidae. Gene Ontology annotation, molecular function: poly(A) RNA polymerase activity. The record is from RefSeq and is a predicted model, not a curated record.